AUGUCUGCCACACACAAUGAAUUCGUCACCAAUGGCGUGAGCCCCAACGAUCUUGAGUCUGGGAAAACCGAAGGACUCAGGGAGCUUCGCUCUGCACAGAGCAUAACCAUGACCCCUGAGCUUUUCGAAAAGCUCUAUCUCUCUCCGCCCAACAAGGUCGAGGGGAACCUUAGACGCACGUUUGGUAAUCCGACUCCAAUGGCUCUCGUCGGGUUUCUCCUAUCCCUUAUGCCACUCGCAUGCGAUCUGAUGGGAUGGAGGGGGGCUGGCGACUUUGGUGUUGCUCAAAUUUCCGUCUACUUUUUCAUGGGCGGCCUCUUGAUGUUUCUCAGCGGGAUCUUUGAAUGGGUCCUUGGAAACAGCUUCCCAGCAACUGUAUUCUGCAGCUUUGGUGGCUUCUGGUUCUCAUUUGGAGGGAUACUUAACCCCAGUUUCGGUGCCUACAGUUUCUACGCCACCGAUCCGCAGAAACCAACUACAGGACUGGCCAAUGCAAAGUUCAACGCAAGUCUAGGUUUCUGGCUAGUAGUCAUGGGGAUCCUGGCCUUUGUCUACCUGAUUUGCGCGCUAAGAACGAACAUUGUCUUUGUUACCAUAUUCCUCAGUCUACUGCCUGCCUUUAGCAUGCUUACGGCUGCAUUCUGGCUCCAAGCAGAGGAUUUUGAGGGGAACGCGGCAAAGGCAAACCGAAUGUUUGUGGGAGCCGGGGCAUCUCUUAUUGUCACGUGUGCUGCUGGAUGGUACAUGUUAGUGGCUAUUCUGUUUGAAAUUGUGGACUUUCCUAUCCAGCUACCGGUGGGAGACCUGUCCUCCGUGUUCAAGGGGCGAAGGUCCAUGCACUAA
Messenger RNA from Clonostachys byssicola, 843 nucleotides. Lineage: Eukaryota; Fungi; Ascomycota; Sordariomycetes; Hypocreales; Bionectriaceae. The record is from the annotation of a GenBank genome assembly.